GUUCAGGUGUGAUGUUCAGGUGUGAUGUUCAGGUGUGAUGUUCAGGUGUGAUGUUCAGGUGUGAUGUUGAGAGUACUAUUGCAGGCAUCGUUGUGGGUGCGUCGGAUCCGAGUUACUUUCAGCGCCUCUGUGUCGAUCGCAGUGUGGCCAGAGUACUCGCACGCCGAGCUGUUGCUCGUUGCUGCUGUUCAUUGCUGUUCAUUGCUGUUCAUUGCUGUUCAUUGCUGUUCGUUGCUGCUGUUGCUCGUUGCUCCUUGCCAACUGCCCCACACUCGUCGGCAUUUUCAGCAGCAUCAGCACCAGCGUCAGCACUAGCGGCCCGCGUGCGAAUGCGCUCUCGCCAGCGAGGCCGAGAGCGGCUGAAACGCAGUGGCCAACGUGGCCGAGAGCGCGCCGAGGACCCGCCGAGAGCACCAGCCAAUGCACGCACUCCCAGCCACCCGGCGUGCUGCGUGGGAAACCUCUCUUCUUCGGCGCAUGCACUUGCCUUGUGCCCAUGUACAGCCAGCCGCAGGUGGAUCCAAGACAAGCGCCUCCUCGUCCUUCGCCGGCCUGUUCUGGAACGGCCCUUGGACGCACGCGCUGGCCGUGGUCCUGCUGCGAGGCCGUCGCAUGCAGUCGCGCAUGCUGAUGCUCCCACGACCCCCGCUCGUCUGCGAUUCGAUCGGAAGCGCUGCCAAUCGCCGCAGGUGGUUCUUCUUCCAUGGAUCGAGCAGCCCCCCUGGCGCGUGCGCUUGGGGUUCGUGUAUGGCUCGCUGCAAGCCGCCAGAACAGCCACGGCCGGUCGACGAAAAGCUUCCACCAUCCCCGAAGGAGCACCGGUCGUGCACCAAGUGAUGCAUUCUUGCGUCAGAGAAACUGGUUCGGAAGCUGGCUCCGGGAUUCUGCCGAUCGCUUGGGAACAAGCCCGCCGAUCUCAAAGCCGCCAGCGAAUCUGGGAACGUGUGGGGUCGAUCUCGCCGAUCACGGACUGCUCGCCCCGGCUGCGUGGCCUGCAUCAUCGACUCGGCUUGGCUCGGCUCGGCUCGGUUCGGUUCGGUUCGGUUCGGUUCGGAUGACUGUAUUCAGAUCCGCUCUUGGCGCUUCAUCGCUUUUGCCGUUUCAUCGCCAGCAGCAUCUCCCACCCUGUCCAGGCGCAAGCGAGAAUGCCCACCGUUCGCACGCUCCAUCGCACUUGUCGCUGCACCGAGGAUGGGCCAAACACGACCCAGAGACCGGCCAAUGACACCAGAGACCAGUAUCCGACUCCCAUCGGCGUUGCCAGCACCGCAAGCGACCCCGACGAUCGCAAGAGCGAGCGCC
Polychytrium aggregatum is the source of this 1302-nucleotide messenger RNA. RefSeq lists its product as uncharacterized. Bases 51 to 1058 code for a protein of 335 amino acids. The transcript has a single exon. The record is from RefSeq and is a predicted model, not a curated record. NCBI's taxonomy places the organism in Eukaryota, Fungi, Chytridiomycota, Chytridiomycetes, Polychytriales.